Kluyveromyces lactis is the source of this 753-nucleotide messenger RNA. It is a transcript of the gene ALF1, whose product is annotated as Alf1p. The record is from RefSeq and is a predicted model, not a curated record. Lineage: Eukaryota; Fungi; Ascomycota; Saccharomycetes; Saccharomycetales; Saccharomycetaceae. Gene Ontology annotation, cellular component: microtubule plus-end; cytoplasm; nucleus. Bases 1 to 753 code for a protein of 250 amino acids. Gene Ontology annotation, molecular function: microtubule plus-end binding. Gene Ontology annotation, biological process: cytoplasmic microtubule organization. The transcript has a single exon.
AUGUCAUCUGACGUGGAAAUUAUAUCCGAUUUGGUUAACACUCAGAUCUUUGUGAAACCUGGUACAUCAUGGGACCAUCUGGGCCAAAGAUUGAACGAAUUGACCGGUGUUGAUGUUCAAGACAUGAAAUUGGUGAUAAAUGGCAAUGCACAGAACAGCAAGUAUUUGAAAGAUCUCAAAGACCAGAAAGUAGAGAAAAUCCAGUCCAUAAAAGUGAUAGACACCAACGAAAACAGUUUAGCAAGCCAAUUGAAAAAUGAUUUGCUACAUGCUAAUAGCGAUGACGUUUCGUUCCGAUACACCAUGGACGAUUAUGAGAACAGAAGGGAUUCUGUAUUACAAUGGAAAAAAGAUAACAAGUUAGGGAAAUUUAAUCCUGAAUACCGCUCUAAGAUGGAAGAACAACUACAACUGAAUAUCGAUAAGGCAGAACUAUUACAAAAACACGUUGGAGAAAGAUGCAGAGUACUGUCCAACGAGGAAACAACGACCGAUUCCACCAAGGUCCCCGAAAGAAGAGGAUGGUUACGAUACGUGGGAAAAGUUCAAGAGAUCAGUAAUACAGAUGUAUGGUGUGGAAUUGAAUUUGACGAACCUGACGGUAAGAACAAUGGUACAUUCCAAGGAACGAAGUAUUUCGGACCAGUAAAAAAGAAUUACGGCGGGUUUGUGAGACCUGCCGUUGUUGAAGUAGGUCCUCAAUUCACGCCAUUAGCUGACGAUGAAUUGAUGCUCACAGAUGAUGAGUUAUAG